UUGGGUCUAGAUGAUAUAACCUCAAAUCAGUUUAGGAUUCUAUGUGUAGUGGUUCACCAGCUCGGCCGAAGUGUUACAGCCAAACGGUCCCUUAUUGGUAGAAAGAUUUCUUCUGUUCCUGAAAUUCUAUUGCUCCGCCUCACACUCUGAAAUCCAAAUCAAUCGAACGCUGUAAAAGAGAAGUGUAUGGACAAGGGCAAAGCGGUGAUGGGCUCGGGCCGGCGUUGGGCCGUGGAUUUCACGGACAAUUCAACUUCGCAUUCAUCGCGUGAUAUUCUUGAUCCACCGGGAUUCACUCGCGCUUCACAAGAACAGGAAGAUUCUGCUGUGAGCAAACAGAAGAAGGACGCUGAGGCCAAUUGGAAAGCCCAGAAAGCAUGGGAAGUUGCACAAGCCCCCUUUAAGAACUUGUUCAUGAUGGCAUUCAUGAUGUGGAUGGCUGGAAGCACAGUUCAUCUAUUUAGCAUCGGCAUAACAUUUUCAGCUCUUUUGCAGCCCAUUAGUGCCCUUCGUGGGGUAGGGAAAGUUUUCGAGCCAUACAAGGACAACAAAGUUGAUCUAUUGGCACCAAAAUUAGCAUUUAUUGCCCUUAAUUUGGUCGGCUUAGGGCUCGGCAUCUGGAAGCUUAACACGCUAGGUCUUCUUCCAACUCAUGUAUCAGAUUGGGUUUCAUCCUUGCCUCCCCCACAGGAUGUGGAGUAUUCUGGCGGAGGUAUUCCGCUUUACUAGCUUUUAGCUUCUCUCUCUAGCCGAAGGUUUAAUUUGGUGGUGCUCGUUAGACAAUCGGAGGCCUUUCGAGCAGGUGAAUGCCACCACUGUUAAUCGUUGGUGACUGCAGUAAUAUUACGAAUUGUUCGAUUUUGGGAAAAAGUAAAUGAGUUUUUUGGAGUCGGUGUUUGUUGUUAAAACGUUUUAAAAUUCUAAAUGGAGGAUGGUUAUGAAUGGUUUUAGUGACUUUUGGAUAGUUGAAAAUUGUUAAGGUGUGAGUUCAUGUUUUUAAGAUUAUGUUAUUGCAGUGAAUUUUCAUUGGUUUUUAUGAACCAGAGAAUGAUUUGUUCGUGUGUGUACUUGUUACAGAACAUCAACAGUUCAUGAAUAAUCGUAUUUUCUAAUAGGCUUCAACA
This is a messenger RNA of Striga asiatica, 1124 nucleotides long. NCBI's taxonomy places the organism in Eukaryota, Viridiplantae, Streptophyta, Magnoliopsida, Lamiales, Orobanchaceae. The record is from the annotation of a GenBank genome assembly.